AUGGCUUGUGGGAUACAAAACUAUGAAGACAAUCCAUUGUCUGCAGAAGAAGUUGAAUUUCAAACGAAAUGGAACAGGUUCUCAGAUUGGCUACAUUGUAUUUGCGUAGUCACUUUCGACUUGGAACUGGGACAAGCUAUGGAAAGUGUUUACCCGCCAGGCGUAAAGUUGACAGACCAAGAGAAGUGCAAUAUUUGCUAUUUAGCAUUUCCAGACUCAAAUUCUGGGUGUAUGGGAGAUACGCAGUUUCACGUCAGACUUCGUUCACGUGCACCACUCGCUAAUCAACAGCUUAUUUACAACGAAGACGCAGUGCCCACCCUCAGGGCGGAUUCGACGCACUACUGGGGCUUCGUGUAUUUUCGCCAGGUCAAGGACCCAUCCUUACCAAGAGGCUACUUUCAGAAAAGUAUAAUAUUACUUACUAGACUUCCAUUCAUCAAUUUGUUUUACAAAGUUAUUCAAUUGAUAGCACCUAAGCAUUUUGAGGAGGGGGAAAGUAGCCUAGAGGCUGCCUGUCAUGAUAUAAAUAGAUGGCCUGUAUUGGAUGCUGGACAAAAUGUACUUUUACCAGUCCUAGGUUCAGUGUUUCAGUCAUAUAUACCUAACCAACAGACAGGAAAGAUUACCAGGUCAGAUAUAGCAAAAGUAAGUUCUCCCAAUGUUCCACACAUUUUAGCAUCCAUUCAAGAUGUCAAUGUGUUUGAUGCUUUAUCUACACUAAUAUCACAUUUGCAUUUAUUAUGGGAACUGGUUUUGACUGCAGAACCAAUAGUUGUCAUGGCUAGCUCGCCAACUGAGUGUUCUGCGCUAGUCCAAGCUUUAACAUAUUUGAUACAACCAUUACCAUAUUCAGCUGAAUAUAGACCAUAUUUCACAAUACAUGAUAGUGAAUUUAAAGAGUUCACAAGGAAACAAUUCAACCCACCUUGUGUAAUACUAGGUGUGACCAAUCCAUUCUUUACAAAAACAUUGCAACAUUGGCCACAUACUAUCAAGCUUGGUGACUCAACUUCAAUCAAAACAAAACUACGAAAAGUUGGCAAUCUAAAACUGUUAGACACAGCACCCGGAGUUUACACUCAGUAUAAACCUUUUCUGGAGAAGGAUAAGACUAUUAUCAAGAAAUUACACAAUGGUAUUAGAACAGAUCGACCUUCUGAAGUACAAACUGCGAUGGUUAAACGUCAUUUACUAGAGUUGACUCAAAGUUUCAUGAUACCACUCGAAAGGUAUAUGGCAUCUCUAAUGCCAUUGCAGAAAAAUAUAUCGCCUUUUAGGGCACCACCAGUGCCAAAUCCUUUUAAUCCUGAAGAUUUCUUUGCUACCCUACAACAGUCAGGGCCUCAACUAACAACUGGGAUCAAAGGUGAUUGGAUAGGACUGUAUAGAAACUUUUUUAAGACACCAAAUUUUAGUGCUUGGUUCCACCAAAGGCACAGCAACUUGACAAACAAACUACAUGCUUUACAACUUGAAGCAUUGGCAGAAAGUGACUUGAAAAAGUGGUCUGUUGGUAAGAAAGAAGUUGAAAUUGUCGAUAUGGUGUUGAAACUCAGAGAAGUUCUGAAGAGCAACCCUCCAGUAGCUGACAACACAAGGACACUAUUAGCAAGGAGGUUGGAAGAUCUGAAUUGUGUUUUACCAGAAGAUAUGAAGUCUAUUUUGAAUGCGGCAACGUGA
Chilo suppressalis (striped riceborer) is the source of this 1683-nucleotide messenger RNA. Lineage: Eukaryota; Metazoa; Arthropoda; Insecta; Lepidoptera; Crambidae. The record is from the annotation of a GenBank genome assembly.